AUGAAGCGUAGCCUGAGAAAGAUGCUGCGACCAGCGGAGAAGAAGGAGCCGCAGGGCGUUGUGUACCAGGGCGUGGAUGACGAUAUGGAUAACUCUUUUAAGGUGGAUUGUGAAAGGAGUGUGUAUAAAUUGCACAAAUGCAUGAGGAACCUAAGGAAAUCAAACAAAGAUGAGGAUGAGAAUGUCUCCCCUUUGCAUCAUGCUGCGGCUGAAGGUCAAGUUGAAUUAAUGAAGAUGAUCAUCAGUGGCUCUUCUUGUGAUGUGCUGAAUGCAAUGGAUGAUUAUGGAAACACCCCUUUGCACUGGGCUACAGAGAACAACCAGGUUGGAAGUGUGAAGUUCCUUCUCGGCCAAGGAGCAAACCCAAACCUCCGAAACAGCAACAUGAUGGCUCCCCUUCACAUAGCUGUGCAGGGCAUGUACAAUGAGAUCACCAAGGUCUUAACUGAGCACAGCACUACUGAUAUUAAUUUGGAAGGAGAAAACGGAAACACAGCGGUAUUGAGCACAUGUGCUAGAGAUAAUAGUGAAGCACUGAAUAUUUUGUUAAGUAAAGGAGCAAAACUCUGUAAGUCGAAUAAAUGGGGAGAUUACCCUGUACACCAGGCUGCGUUUUCAGGUGCCAAAAAAUGCAUGGAACUAAUAUUAAAGUUUGGUGAGGAGAGUGGAUACACCCGGGAGUCUCAUAUCAAUUUUGUGAAUAACAAGAAAGCCAGCCCACUCCACCUGGCAGUUCAGAGUGGUGACUUGGAAAUGAUUAAAAUGUGUCUGGACAAUGGCGCACACAUUGACCUGCAGGAGAAUGGCAAGUGCAUGGCCCUUCAUUUUGCUGCAACCCAAGGAGCCACUGAGAUUGUUAAAAUGAUGAUCUCUUCCUAUUCUGGUAGCAAUGAUAUUGUUAAUGCUGUUGAUGGAAAUCAUGAGACUCUGUUGCACAGAGCCUCAUUAUUUGAUCAUCAUGAGCUAGCAGACUACUUAAUUUCAGUGGGAGCAGAUAUCAACACCACUGAUUCGGAAGGACGCUCUCCUCUGAUACUAGCAACGGCCUCUGCAUCUUGGAAUAUUGUGAAUUUGCUACUCUCUAAAGGUGCCAAGGUUGAUAUAAAAGAUCAUCUUGGACGUAACUUCUUACAUUUGACUGUACAGCAACCUUAUGGAUUAAAAAAUUUGCAACCUGAGUUUAUGCAGAUGCAACAUAUUAAGGAGCUUGUGAUGGAUGAAGACAAUGAAGGGUGUACCCCUCUCCAUUACGCAUGCAGACAGGGGGUCCCUGUCUCUGUAAAUAACCUACUUGGUUUCAACGUGUCUAUUCACUCAAAAAGCAAAGAUAAGAAAUCACCCUUGCAUUUUGCAGCCAGUUAUGGGCGAAUCAAUACCUGUCAGAGGCUCCUGCAAGACAUAAGUGACACAAGGCUCUUGAAUGAAGGGGAUCUCCACGGGAUGACUCCUCUCCACCUGGCCGCCAAGAAUGGGCAUGAUAAAGUUGUUCAACUUCUACUGAAAAAAGGAGCAUUGUUUCUCAGUGACCACAAUGGCUGGACGGCUUUGCAUCAUGCUUCCAUGGGUGGGUACACUCAGACCAUGAAGGUCAUUCUGGAUACCAAUUUGAAGUGCACAGAUCGGCUAGAUGAAGAGGGGAACACUGCGCUCCACUUCGCGGCGCGGGAGGGGCAUGCCAAAGCUGUGGCGCUCCUUCUAAACCACGACGCAGACAUCGUGAUGAAUAAACAGCAGGCUUCCUUCUUGCACAUCGCACUUCAUAACAAGAGGAAAGAGGUGGUCCUCACCACCAUCAGGAGCAAGAGGUGGGAUGAAUGUCUGAAGGUUUUUACUCAUCAUUCUCCAAGCAACAGAUGUCCAAUCAUGGAAAUGGUAGAAUACCUCCCAGAGUGCAUGAAAAUUCUUUUAGAUUUCUGCAUGAUUCCUUCCACAGAGGACAAGUCCUGCCGAGACUACCAUAUUGAGUAUAAUUUCAAGUAUCUUCAGUGUCCACUAGCAUUUACAAAGAAAAUAACACCUACACAGGAAAUCGUAUAUGAACCUCUUUCAAUCCUCAAUGUCAUGGUUCAACAUAACCGCAUUGAGCUUCUCAAUCACCCUGUGUGUAAAGAAUAUCUACUGAUGAAAUGGUGUGCCUAUGGAUUUAGAGCCCACAUGAUGAACCUAGGAUCUUACUGUCUCGGUCUCAUACCUAUGACCCUUCUUGUGGUCCAUAUAAAGCCAGGAAUGGCUUUCAAUUCCACUGGAAUCUUCAAUGAAUCUAGUGAUCAUUUGGAAAUAUUGGACACUACGAAUUCAUAUCCAAUAAAAGUCUGUAUGAUUUUGGUUUUCUUAUCAAGUAUAUUUGGAUAUUGCAAAGAAGUGAUUCAAAUUUUGCAGCAGAAAAGGAAUUACUUUUUGGACUACAACAAUGCCUUGGAAUGGAUCAUCUACACAACAAGCAUCAUAUUUGUGCUGCCCUUGUUCGUGAACAUACCAGGCCACGUGCAAUGGCAAUGUGGAGCAAUUGCCAUAUUCUUCUACUGGAUGAACUUCUUAUUGUAUCUUCAAAGGUUUGAAAAUUGUGGAAUAUUUAUUGUUAUGUUGGAGGUAAUUUUUAAAACCUUGUUGCGAUCAACAGGAGUCUUUAUCUUCCUUCUUUUGGCAUUUGGACUCAGCUUUUAUGUUCUCCUCAACUUACAGGAUGCCUUCAGCUCGCCAUUGCUGUCCUUGAUUCAGACUUUCAGCAUGAUGCUAGGUGAUAUUAAUUAUCGAGAUGCCUUCCUAGAACCAUUUUUGAGAAAGGAAUUAGCAUAUCCAGUUCUGUCCUUUGCACAACUUAUUGCCUUCACAAUGUUUGUCCCAAUUGUCCUCAUGAAUUUACUCAUUGGUUUGGCAGUCGGUGAUAUCGCUGAGGUCCAGAAGCAUGCAUCACUAAAGAGGAUUGCUAUGCAGGUAGAACUUCAUACCAGCUUAGAGAAAAAGCUGCCAGAGUGGUUUUUACGGAAAGUAGAUCACAAGUCCACCAUUGUGUAUCCCAACAGACCCAGACAUGGGAAGAUAUUACGUCUAUUUAAUUAUUUUUUUGGUACCCAAGAAACAAGACAAGAAAUACCAAACACAGAUGCGUGUUUAGAAAUGGAAAUAUUGAAACAGAAAUACCGACUGAAGGACCUCAGUUCUCUCUUGGAAAAGCAGCAUGAGCUCAUCAAACUCAUCAUUCAAAAGAUGGAGAUAAUCUCUGAAACAGAGGAUGAAGAUAAUCACUGUUCUUUUCAAGACAGUUUCAAAAAGGAGCGCCUGGAACAAAUGAAUAGCAAGUGGAAUUUUGUGUUGAGAGCAGUGAAGACAAAAACACACUCUCCUAAGCACUAG
This is a messenger RNA of Dipodomys spectabilis (banner-tailed kangaroo rat), 3354 nucleotides long. RefSeq names its product transient receptor potential cation channel subfamily A member 1 (gene Trpa1). NCBI's taxonomy places the organism in Eukaryota, Metazoa, Chordata, Mammalia, Rodentia, Heteromyidae. The coding region runs from base 1 to 3354 and encodes 1117 amino acids. Gene Ontology annotation, biological process: monoatomic ion transport; transmembrane transport. The transcript has 27 exons. The record is from RefSeq and is a predicted model, not a curated record. Gene Ontology annotation, molecular function: protein binding; monoatomic ion channel activity. Gene Ontology annotation, cellular component: membrane.